Cetraspora pellucida is the source of this 575-nucleotide messenger RNA. Lineage: Eukaryota; Fungi; Glomeromycota; Glomeromycetes; Diversisporales; Gigasporaceae. The record is from the annotation of a GenBank genome assembly.
AUGGCUUUUAAUAAAACAAGGACGACUCUUGAUGAAGCUAAGUUGGAAAAAACAGUUGAUUUUUAUGAGAAGAGUAAAUUUAAAUUUACGAAAUCCAGUGGAACAGUACAGAAAGCCAACUUUCACGAAUUAAACAUAACCGUCGCUCUUAUAAGUCUGAGAAAUUAUCCUAAUCUUGAUGGAACUUUCGUUGAAAAGCUUCAAAAAUUAAAAAAGCUUAGAGGAUCUCCUCAUAUUAUUAAUUUCUACGGAAUAGCUAAAGGUGCAAAUAAUUUUAUUAACUCUACAAAUAUUUUAGUUCAUAAUCAUGCAAUGAUGAUUUCAGGUAUUGGACUAAGUUCAAGUGGUAAAAAACGAGAUGACAUAUAUCGUUUUGGAGAAAUUCUUUCGAAAAUUUUCAAAAAUUCAUUACAACCUAAUUUAUUGAAUGAACGUAAUUUAUUGGGUGAAUGUAUUGAACUUUGUAACAAAUGCAUGGACAAAAACAAUCCAAAUCAACCAACAAUCAAAAAAGUUUAUGAAGACUUAAUGCAAUUAGAAGAUGGUGGAUUUAUUAUUGAGAAAAUAUUUCAAAG